UCUCUUUUGCUCGCAUGCGAAUAGUAGCGUGAAGUCGCGAGGCACACAUAGCCUCUUAAAAAUCGCACUACUACGUUACGAUACAGUUGCUACAGUUUCUCUCUUACUCUAUGUCUCCUCGCGGACUUUAUAGUGUGUGACGCGCCUCUCUUUCCACAAUAUAAUCUUGCGUAAAAUAACAACGUAUCAUUAUCAAUCGGCCUAACGGCGACAAAAGCAACGACCAACGACGUCGAUCGUCGUGACAUGCAGCAGCACACGCUUGUCAUCGCAACAGCAGCAGCAGCCUCGCACGCGCGCUGACCCGCUGAGAACAUUUUUUCGUCGUUGCGAAUCGAGGCAAUAAUUUUUGAAUCCGCGACAAUCGCAACGAACCAAGCGUCAAAGCGAAACAGAAGAAGCAAAGAAAAAACGUGAUUGAUAGCAAGUGUCACGGUCAUUCUCGGACUGUGUAUGAGUUUGUGUGCGCGUGUGUGUGCAUUACAUAGGAGCUUAGUAGGAUAGGAUCUCGGGGUACUACAACAGCACACGUUCGCCCGCGACGACACACGGCCACGACCGUUUUGUGAUCAUCAUAAUAUAUAUACACACACGGAUGUACGCAGUGUCCAAGCGCGAUACCGUUGUGUGCAUUAUACAAUAUAUAUAAUAUAUAUAGCUACUAGUCGCUGCCUCUAUAUGUAUCGUGUAUAAAAUAGGCUUGCAGACGCCUCUCGAACAAGGAUCUCAGGUCGGAGAUACAUAUAAUAAUAAUAAACGGAAAAAAAGCUGCUGCCGAGUUUUGGUGCGCACGCGAUACAGACAACAUCGACAACGUCUUGCCCAGCCGCAGCAGCAGCAGUACAAGGCAGGGGGGGCAUCGCUUGACAGUCGCUCGAGGGCCGACCAGAGAGGGUGCAAUAUUUUUCAUACAUAGAUUAAGUUGUAAUAAUAAACGUCGGUGACAGUGGUGGUGCAGCUCUCGACUGCGUCGGCGGCGUCAUCGUGUGCUCGAGGCGAGGAAACGCGACGUCCACACGACACAGGCAUCAUGAUGCCCAGACAAUCGUUGAUGGUCAUCGUCGGCAACGAGAGCAGAAACAUAUCGUCUCAGCAGCAGCAACCGUCAGCUCGGAUUCACGGUUACAUCUGAGAAGCACUGAACAAUAAGCUCCAAAGGCGUAAUAAACCCCUAUAAGCGGCUUUAUUAUAUUAGCAAAGAAUAUUAGCAAAAGAACACUUAGAUAAAGAAACACUUAGAUAAAAAUAAAACAAAUAGUGCAAUUAGCCACGCGAAAAUUAGCCUACUCUUCCCCCUAGUUAGUUAGGAGGGACAAAAAAUAUCUCACACUAUUUUUUUUUCGAUAAUCUAACGAGAAAAAAAAUGCCUACCAGUAAUUUGGCACGCGGUGCCCAGGCGAUGAUGGCCGGCGCGCAAGCGUCGCCACCGCCCGCGCACUACAUACACGAGCUGCCGGCCCAGGACGAGGAGCGCCUCGGCAAGCUCUUCAGGACCCUCGAUCUCGACGGCAACGGGCGCAUCGACGUGCACGACCUGUCCAAGGCUCUGCACGCCGCCGGCGUUCACGAGCGCUAUGCACAGAAAUUUUUGGCGCGCUCGGACCAAACGAAGAGCGGAGAUAUAUCAUUAGCCGAAUUUAUCCAUUAUGUGCGGGAGCACGAAAAAAAUCUACGUUUACAAUUUACCGACCUAGAUAAAAAUAAAGAUGGUAAAAUUGAUCUUGAAGAAUUGAUAAAGGCGUUCAAAGAGCUUGGCGUUGAAAUGGAACGGGCCGAAGCUAAGAAACUGCUUCAAAGAAUGGAUAAAGAUGGAAGCCUCAACAUUAGUUUCAACGAAUGGAGAGACUUCUUACUGUACGCCCCAACUACCGAUAUUCAUGAAUUGAUACAGUAUUGGAGACAUACAACGUAUAUGGACAUUGGCGAGGACAUCGGAGUGCCGGACGACUUCACCAACAGCGAGAUGGUCACGGGCAUGUGGUGGCGUCACCUGCUAGCCGGUGGCGUCGCGGGGGCGGUGUCGCGCACCUGCACCGCACCCCUCGAUCGCAUCAAGGUCUAUCUGCAAGUGCACGGCUCCAAGUCCUGCAACAUACUGAGCUGCGGCCGCUACAUGAUGCGCGAGGGCGGCAUCAAGUCCUACUGGCGCGGCAACGGCAUCAACGUACUUAAGAUCGGGCCCGAGACCGCCCUCAAGUUCGCCGCCUACGAGCAGGUCAAGCGCCAGAUCAAGGGCAGCGACAAUCGAGAGCUCAGCAUAUACGAGCGAUUCGUGGCCGGCUCGAUCGCCGGCGGCGUCUCCCAGUCCGUCAUCUAUCCUCUCGAGGUGAUGAAGACAAGGCUGGCGCUGAGGAAAACCGGCGAGUACGCCGGCAUACGCGACGCGGCGAGCAAAAUCUUCAAUCAGGCGGGAUUGAAGAGCUUCUACAGAGGCUACAUUCCCAAUCUCAUCGGUAUCCUGCCCUACGCUGGUAUCGAUUUGGCCGUUUACGAGACGCUGAAAAAUAAUUAUCUAAGGACACACGACAAGAGCGAGCAGCCGGCGAUCUGGCUGCUGAUACUCUGCGGCACCGUGUCGAGCACGGCGGGCCAGGUAUGCUCCUAUCCAUUGGCACUAGUCAGAACGCGACUGCAGGCCCAGGUCGCGCCCGUCAAUGGCGAGAUGAGCAUGGUCGGCAUAUUCAGCGACAUACUCAAGCGCGAGGGAUUGCGCGGCCUCUAUCGCGGCCUGACUCCCAAUUUCCUCAAGGUCGCGCCAGCGGUAUCGACGAGUUACGUCGUUUACGAAUACGUCAGAUCGGCUCUGGGCGUCAACAUGACGUGAUGAAAACGUCCCCGGCCGCUCAACAACGUUUUAGGUUAUCAAUUUCACAUCGUUUUAUCCAGCUCGAAUAACAAACUGUACGUUAAGUACAAGUUAACGAUAAACAUAUAUGUUGUAAAAUAUAUACAGCUAAUAAUAAUAUUAAUAAUAAUGAUCACGAGGCACGGACGCGAGCGCGCGCGGGCUAGUAGGAUCCAGACGACGCCAAUCGUCAAUUGUGUAUGAUAUAUAUUAUAUAUAUAGAAUUAAGUUGCGAACAGAUAUAUGAGCCCGUGCGCCGUGCCAGUACAACCGACUGAUGUAGACCCAAAUUUUUUUCGAAACAUUUGCGUAGAUAAUUUUACAUAUAAUAGGAGAGAGAUAGAGAGAUGCUUGUACGUAUAUAUAUUUAAUUAUAUUACUACACAUUGUUACGGCGAGACCGUUUUAAUCUCUUCCUCUCUUGAAAAAAACGUAUAUAUUAACUCAAUUUCAUUUUAUUGUUAUAUAUUAUAAUAACUAUGAUGUAAAGCAAAAUUUUCCUCUCGAGCCUUUUACCAAUUUUUCUCUCAUAAAUACAAGCGUGUUUGCUAGUUGUCUUUUUUACGGAACGAUGUGUUGAAGCAUUGUCGAAUGUUGCAUUAUGCACGUGCAAGGCGCUUCUCGACUACGACGACUAAAUAAAGUAAAUUCAGCCAUUUUUUCUCUCGAAUAGCUAAAGGAGUGAUGUUGUUGCCUAUCGCGUGGUCCCUUGCUUGCUCGAAAACUCAAGUGCACUACACCGAGACAAUUUUUUUAAUGUCACGUGUAUCUGAUUAUUUUUAUCUGCCACGAUUUCAUGGCUGUACAGUUCCUCGGUGCUACUCCUAUAAGAUGGAUUAAGUAUACGAGUAUUUGUAAAAAAAAAAUUAAAAACGAAAAGAAUGCAAAUGAGAGUUGAAGAGAGAGAUCGAAUGAAAGCAAUUUGAGCGCUCUUGCUGUAUAGUGUAAUCGACUGAUUAUUUAAAUUUACGAUCAGUAACGUCGUUGGUCGACAUUUGAUGAAACAAAAAAAAUAAAUGCGCUAUCAAAUUGUAUAAUGUAAAGCGGAAUAUUCAGUUCUCCAAGAUCGAGUUAUAUUAUGAAUAUAAUAUUUAUAUACUUACACUGUGAUAAGUAUUGAUUAUAAGAUGUUUUAAACAAAAUAUUUUACAAUAAUAUAUGAUAAUUACAAAUAUUGUGUUCGCUAUUCGAUGGAUACGUUGCUGGGAUAAAAACUCUAGCUUGAUGCCAAGAGUCAACGAUCCUUGUAAAUGCAUCGUAUGAUAUUUACGAAUCACAUGCAUGAAAUCCGAGCUGAAACAGUCUCGUCCAAUAGUCCAAAAUUAAAUAAUUCAAUAAAUAAUGGCUCAAUGAUCCCUUUUAUCUUCAUGAUAAUAAUUAAUUAAAAAAUGAAUUGAUUAUUACUAUUUGUAAUAAAAUUCCAAAUUAAAAUGUAUAAGAUUAAUCGAUCGCGUUUAAUAUGAUUGUAUACGCAUGUCGAUCUUUCAAGGCUUGUUUGAAUGUUAUUCAUUCCUUUUUUAUUUAAAAAAAAGAAACGAAAAGAAUACGAUAAAUAGAAGAAAAAAACGAGAGAACGGUUUUGAAGAUUGAAGUAGAAAAGGUUUUCUUGUACAUUGUAGCUAGAAAAGAUAUUGUUUAUUUCAAGUGUAGCGAUGUUUUAAACGUUGCCCAUACACUACCUUGCGAAUCUCGCUUGUUUAUUUUAGCCGGUUUCUUUUCAAUAUGGAGCUCAUAUACGACCGAUUACACUUCUUAUUUAUUUAUUAUUUAUAUAUUAGUAAAAUUAUUGAUGUAUAAAAGGAUCGACUCGUGCUGCUUUCGCUUUACGAGAGUUUGCAUGUAGUGAUCUGAGAAGAAGUAAAGUCGUGGAAAGAAAUAACAUUAUUGUGUUCUUCGUUGAUUAUUGGUAUCGAUUAUUGUAAAUGAUUAAAUUCGUAAUUAUCAAAAAUUAUAUAUUUAAUUUUUAUACGAAUUGUCAGCUUUAUAUGUAGAUAGUUAAAAUUUACAUUGAAAGAAGUGAACAAAUAGUAUGUUUUUGGUACGAUAUAUAUGUCGGACAAGGAAUAACAUUACUAGAGAAUAAACAUUUUUUGCUUUAAAGGACUGAAUGAUACACAUUACACGUAACUUUCGUGAGAGAUAAAAAAUUAAUCGAAAGCUAAAGCAAGUCGACAACUUUUUCUAGUUCUUUUUUAUGCCUCUGAGUGUGAAUGUAUAUUAAAAAUAGUUUUUUUUCUAUGAAUAAAUGUAAUUAUUGACUCAUCCAAAA
Messenger RNA from Trichogramma pretiosum, 5114 nucleotides. RefSeq names its product calcium-binding mitochondrial carrier protein SCaMC-2-A (gene SCaMC). Bases 1364 to 2824 code for a protein of 486 amino acids. Gene Ontology annotation, biological process: transmembrane transport. Gene Ontology annotation, molecular function: calcium ion binding; ATP transmembrane transporter activity. The transcript is spliced from 9 exons. NCBI's taxonomy places the organism in Eukaryota, Metazoa, Arthropoda, Insecta, Hymenoptera, Trichogrammatidae. The record is from RefSeq and is a predicted model, not a curated record.